This is a messenger RNA of Cuscuta europaea, 599 nucleotides long. Lineage: Eukaryota; Viridiplantae; Streptophyta; Magnoliopsida; Solanales; Convolvulaceae. The record is from the annotation of a GenBank genome assembly.
CCAGAACAUCGGUUUUCAAGAGUGGGAAAAAGCUAAAUCUAUGUGACGGCAUUCAGGCUCAUUUAGCAACUUGUGCAUCUCCUAAAGUUGUUGAUGAAGUUAGGAAAUUCCCUUGCAAGGUGUUGCUUAAUGAAGUGUCCCGUUUGAGUACCUGGCCUCUUCAGUUCCAUGAGUUUGGAGUCAGAGAAGAUAACAUAGCCUUCUUCUUUUUUGCAAAGGACCUCCUGAGUUAUGAGAAUAAUUACAGAGUGCUGAUUAGGAAUUUGAUGAAGCAUGACCUAGCUCUUCAAGGGAACUUUGGAGGCAUUGAGCUGUUGAUAUUCCCGUCGAACCAGCUUCCCGAAAAAUUCCAAAGGUGGAAUAUGAUGUUUUUCUUAUGGGGCCGGGCGUGUUCAGAGGGAGGAAGGUGAAUGAAAAAGCACUGACCAGAGACAUUCCCAGUGCUUCACAAGUAUCUAAAUGUGCAUCUUCACAUACAGAGGUUGUUGAAUCUCCAAACACUGUGCACGACACAACUUUGUGUGGUGGAGAGUUAUGUAAAAUUUGGAAAACAAUAGAAAUACUACAAAUUUGAAUUGACUUUUACAUUUAGAAAACAU